AUGGGCCGAAUGGCCGAUGUGAAGACUGAAGGGAACCAUGUUUGGGAUCUCUCUUCUCCAACACCCAGCGAGGAUAAUCGGUCUGAUUACUUUUCUCCGCGCGAUUCCCUUCCGGCAUUUGCCCUACUCACCUCUGAUGAGGACCGCGAGAGAAAGGCCGAGGCGUCUAGUCCCGGAACAUACCAUGUGGUUGUAGUGCCGGACAGCUUCUCUGCACUACCAGAAUACUCGGAUGAUAUGGAAAAGCCCAUGGUGACAAGUACCGAGGUAUCAAAUUCUGUCGCAAACAGCCCUAUCAGUGGGUAUAAACCGGUCAAUCAGUCAAAUGAUCCCAAUGUGGUCAUUUUGAAGACUUUCGAGGAUUCAACCCGACGUUCUCCUUCCUCCGGGAGACCAUCCAGAAUCUCUCCUACAUCGGAGAUCUCAGAUCCUUUCUGCGCCUUAUCUUUGUCCCCCAUGUUUGAUCCUCUUCCCUCUCCAGAUCUCUUGGAAGAGGACAGGAUAUCAUACUUGGACUCCUGUUUGGAUCAGAAGACUCAGGAUAACACCCUCUUCGCACAUUUCCGUCAUGUUGUCUGGAAGCAAUUGUUCCCGCAUAAUCGGGAGCAGGAUGACUCGUUUGGAUAUGAAAGCAGUGGCAUGACUCUAAGUGUGGAUUUUCUUGAGCGUGAAGCUGCUCACUUUCCUCCGCUUGCUCAUGCUAUCAUGGCGGUUUCGGCUCUCAGUCUCUCACAUAGUGGGACUGGUCAGAAUUUGGAUGCUUUGCAGUACUAUCAACAAGCCUUUCCUUCUCUCCAGACCAGUCUUCGUAAUAACGAUGAUCUUGUCUCUGAUGGCCUGUUUCUCACCCAUUUCUUACUUCUGAUCUAUGAGGUUGCCGCUGCUGAACCUCACGGCUCAAAUCUCUGGUCUCAUCACAUCUCUCGCUUACUUCACAUCUCCUUUCUCCGUCGCACGCAUUUCGGCUGCGAGCCACACCCAUUCAUUAUCUGGUGGAUCUGCCAUAUCGACCUCUACGCUUUGCUGAGUGGCGCAGGUAGUGGAGAGUUUAUUCGCGCAGUAUUGGAUCACCAGAUGCUUCCAGGAUCCGAAUGUCUUCUUUACCCUUCCGUCGCGGAGGGAUUCAGCGUUAUUUACGCCGAUGAACACGACAGUUUACCUGUCAUGAUGCGUCUUUACGCUGAUACGUUCAAACUAGCCGCUCAGCUGGGAUUCCUGGCUGCACAGCUUCGUCGUGAAAAGCAAUCUCUGCCUAUCUCCGAAUUUCAUCCCCGCUCAAAAGAAUUGUGUGAUUUGCGUCAGGCUUUUGGUCAACUUUGGGAAGCUCCGGAUGUUGCCUGGUGGCAUCAGCACCAGGAGGGACUUCCUAGACGCUCCCAGGAGAUCCUACAACAGUCCGCAACCUUAUUCCACGUCUGUCAUCUAUUCUCAUAUAGUAGCAUGUGGUCCGGCCAACGUCUGGAAUCAGAAUUCAGCCCAGAUGGCGAGAUAGAUCACCACGCCUCUGAAAUCCUACGCAUAGCAGAGCAAAGCACAAAUACGCACCGUGCUGAUCGACAUUUCCUCGUGUUCCCACUUUUCCUAGCAGGCGCCACUGCCUCAGCUAGUGGAUUAAAGAUGAUGGCAAUGGAGUUAAUGACGGGCAUGGAAGAUGAAGAGGAUGGAAUGGGUAGGAAUGCAGCUACUACGCGAGCUAUCUUGCAGACGGUUUACGAACGACAACUUGAGCGCCUGAUGCGUGUUGGGCAUACGCUUGAUGUUGAGUGGGCCGAUUUGAUGACCCAGGAGGGAUUGCAAAUGGUUAAUUUUGGUUUUUGA
This is a messenger RNA of Penicillium malachiteum, 1818 nucleotides long. RefSeq lists its product as uncharacterized. Lineage: Eukaryota; Fungi; Ascomycota; Eurotiomycetes; Eurotiales; Aspergillaceae. The record is from RefSeq and is a predicted model, not a curated record. The transcript is spliced from 5 exons. Gene Ontology annotation, cellular component: nucleus. Gene Ontology annotation, molecular function: transcription cis-regulatory region binding; DNA-binding transcription factor activity. Gene Ontology annotation, biological process: positive regulation of transcription by RNA polymerase II. The coding region runs from base 1 to 1818 and encodes 605 amino acids.